CAAAAGCAAACCAACGAACGAACGUCAAAUUUGAAAAUUGUUACUUGUUGAAAGCCGAAACGCGCCGGAGGCAGAACCAGAAUCGAACUGUCCUCUAUCAUUGUUCCAAAAAUCUUUCAGAUUCGUCUGGUUCUCAAGUUUGAAGGUUAUUUGCUGUCUUAAAAGAGAUUUCACCAUGACCACCUCAGAUUGUCCUUCACUGGAGCGACAUUUUCGGGGCCACAAAGAUACCGUGACAGCAUUAGCUUUCAAUCCAGCUCUUCAGCAGCUUGCCUCUUGUUCACUUGACAAUUCAUUGAUGCUAUGGAAUUUUCACAAAACUGUACGAGCAUUUAGAUUUUUGGGACACACUGAUGGUGUGUUAGAUUUGACAUUCUCUCCUUCGGGGCAUUUAGUUGCCUCAGCUUCCCGAGAUCGAUCAGUGAGACUGUGGGUUCCUAGUGCUGUCAGAGGGACCUCAGGUGAAUUCCGAGCACACACAGGAAGUGUCCGUUCUGUGCACUUCUCUCCAGACGGACAUCAAUUGGUUACGUCCUCAGAUGACAAGAGUAUAAAGCUUUGGUCCGUUGCCAGACGUCGGUUUGUCUCAACACUUCUUGGUCAUAGCAAUUGGGUGAGAUGCUCACGAUUCUCACCAGAUGGAAAUGCAGUGGCUUCUUGUGCUGAUGACAAAUCGAUUAAACUGUUUGAUCCCCGCAGUGGUCAAUGUACCCAUACUUUCCAUGAAAGCAAAGGUCAUGCUUUCAAUGUGGAAUGGCACCCAAGUGGAACCUGUAUUGGGGCGGCACUCUCCAAUAAUGUGGCAAGAAUUUAUGAUGUUCGUGCGCUGAAGGUGGUUCAGCAUUAUUGCAGUCAUGAAGGUCCAGUUAAUCGAGUUGCUUUCCACCCAAGUGGCAAUUACUUGCUUACAGCAAGUCAAGAUGCAACCAUGAAGGUACUUGAUCUUCUUGAGGGGCGGCCUAUCUUCACACUGCAAGGCCAUGAAGGUGCAAUCACCUCUGUUGCUUUUUCUCCGUCAGGAGAAUACUUUGCGUCAUCCGGUGUUGAUAACCAGGUCUUUGUUUGGAAAACCAAUUUUGACAUAGAAGACUGGCAGUCAGCCCUGGGAGAAGAGACUGCUGGUCUGAAUGAGACUGUGGCUGAGUUGAAUUCGCCUGUCAAAUGCAAAGUUGAUGCAAGAACAGCCUUGAAAGAAUUGCAGCAACCUGAUCAGGUUAUUACCACAGUGAGUCAACCUCUUGAGGACAGAAAUUCCAACACAGAAAAUCAUAAAAGUGGACUACAUGGUGACAAUAAAAUGGCAAAUGAGAAAGACUGCAAUUGCCACAACACCUUUGCAGCUGAAAGAAAUCUCCAAAAUGAAACAAUAAAUUUACUCAAGGGAACAGUGGAGUUAUUGGAGCAGAGAAUGAGCCUUUUGGAAGAAAAGCUGGCGAACUUAUCAGCUAAGUGAUUAAUUUUAGUGUGACAAAUAAAAGUUUUAUCUCAUGAUA
Thrips palmi is the source of this 1493-nucleotide messenger RNA. It is a transcript of the gene Poc1, whose product is annotated as POC1 centriolar protein homolog A. NCBI's taxonomy places the organism in Eukaryota, Metazoa, Arthropoda, Insecta, Thysanoptera, Thripidae. Bases 176 to 1453 code for a protein of 425 amino acids. Gene Ontology annotation, molecular function: protein binding. The record is from RefSeq and is a predicted model, not a curated record. The transcript is spliced from 8 exons.